GAAACACUAGCAGGGAUAAGAGGGGGGAGGGAGGCCAACUAAUCGAGUCAACGUGCCUUGGCUUGCCAACAUUUCUUCUUCCCCAUUUACUUACUUACCAAUUGCGUGGCAUGCUUUACGCCCAUCCCCCUCAUUAAUACCUUGCCUUUUAAGCACUCUUUCCUUCCUCGCAAUUCCGAACUUUACACUUCUAUACCUGUCUAUCUCUCCCCUUGGGUCGACUGAUCGAUCUCCUCAUUCUCUCUUGUUCCGGUGUCCAUCUUCGUCUCCAAAGCAAGGAGCAUGCCUCUAUGUCCACGGAGAGGGAGAGACUCGAUGAGAUCGGCAAGAAGAUCAAGCGAGAGCCGGACGCCGCCUCCGCCGCCGCGGGCGUCGUAGUGGCCGUCGCGGCACCGGCCGAUCAGCAAGCCCCCCGCCGCCUAAACUUAGGCCUUGGCGGCGCCACGAACACGGCGACCCCGUGCGCCGCGUGCAAGCUCCUCCGCCGGCGCUGCGCCCACGAGUGCCCCUUCGCCCCCUACUUCUCCCCGCACGAUCCCCACAAGUUCGCCGCCGUCCACAAGGUCUUCGGCGCCAGCAACGUCUCCAAGAUGCUCCUCGAGGUGCCCGAGGCGGAGAGAGCCAACGCGGCGAGCAGCCUGGUGUACGAGGCGAACCUGCGGUUGCGCGACCCGGUGCACGGCUGCAGGGGCGCCAUCUCCAUGUUGGAGCAGCAGGUGAACGCGCUGGAGGCCGAGCUCGAGGCCGUCAGGGCCGAGAUCUUCAAGCACAGGUACCGGCAGGCCAGCGUCGCCGGCGCGGCCGGUCUCAUGAUCGAGGACGUCCAUACCACCGCGGCCGGUGACUUCAUGGCUCCUGCCACGCAAGUGGUACAUGCCUCUGACGUGGUGUCGGUGGCGGAGGCCGGCCAAGAAGUGGCCGGAAUGCCAUCGACGUCCACCACGGUGUAUGCUUCCGGACAACCGUCGAGUACUGACUACAGCUCCCUCAACACAAGUGAGCAUGAUGCAUACUUUGGUUGAAAUGCUUGGAUUUAUUUGCCUUUUGGUGAUUGAUCGAUAUCGCAAUUAAUUAAUUAACUCUUGGAAUAAACUGUGUGCAAGUGUAACUCUAUAUACAUAUUUCUUCUCUAGAAAUAGAUAUAGCUGACGUGGAUAUAUAUCUUGGUUGAGGAAAAGAUUAUUUUUCUUGUAUGUGUUCA
Molecule: messenger RNA, 1201 nt
Organism: Lolium perenne
Lineage: Eukaryota; Viridiplantae; Streptophyta; Magnoliopsida; Poales; Poaceae
Product: LOB domain-containing protein 15
Source: RefSeq, a predicted model, not a curated record